Lachancea nothofagi CBS 11611 is the source of this 1533-nucleotide messenger RNA. NCBI's taxonomy places the organism in Eukaryota, Fungi, Ascomycota, Saccharomycetes, Saccharomycetales, Saccharomycetaceae. The record is from the annotation of a GenBank genome assembly.
AUGGUCUCUGAUAAAGCCUCGCCUGUAAGCUCCAAGAAGCACAGCAGAGAUGACGCUGAUGACGAGCAAAUCGAACUAGCGAUUGAAGCGAACUCCACAGCCACUAACACGGCCUCCACGGAUGCUGUUGACUACAAGGAGAAUUUCAACGAGCUUAACCUCUCCGAGGCCACAAAGAAGGCUGUCGAAAAGCUCGGGUUCACGAAGAUGACACAGGUACAAUCCCGCACGAUUCCACCACUGCUGGCUGGCCGCGACGUGUUGGGCGCUGCGAAAACCGGCUCAGGCAAGACCUUGGCCUUUUUGCUGCCUGCGAUCGAAAUGCUGCACUCUCUUAAGUUCAAGCCUAGAAACGGGACUGGUGUCGUUGUUAUUACGCCCACGCGUGAACUGGCGCUGCAGAUCUUCGGUGUUGCCAAGCAACUGCUCGAGUUUCACUCCCAAACCUUUGGUAUUGUCAUUGGCGGUGCCAACCGUCGUCAAGAGGCUGACAAGCUCGCCAAGGGUGUUAACUUGCUUGUUGCUACACCAGGAAGACUUCUGGACCAUCUUCAAAACACUCAGGGGUUCGUGUUUACCAAUCUUCGCGCUUUGAUUAUUGACGAAGCAGACCGUAUUCUUGAGAUCGGUUUCGAAGACGAGAUGCGUCAAAUUGUCAAAAUCUUGCCCAACAAGGAUCGUCAAACCAUGCUUUUCUCGGCGACUCAGACUACGAAGGUCGAGGACCUUGCCCGUAUUUCUCUCAGACCCGGCCCGCUAUUUAUUAACGUCGACUCCGAAAAGGAGACCUCUACUGUGGACGGUCUUGAACAAGGCUACGUGGUAUGCGACAGCGAUAAGCGUUUCUUGCUAUUAUUCUCGUUUCUCAAACGUAACCAGAAGAAGAAGGUUAUCGUUUUCCUGUCGUCCUGUAACUCUGUCAAAUAUUAUGCUGAGCUACUCAACUAUAUUGACCUACCCGUUCUAGAACUCCACGGAAAACAAAAGCAGCAAAAGCGUACAAACACUUUCUUCGAGUUCUGCAACGCCGAAAGAGGCACACUCGUGUGUACCGAUGUGGCCGCCAGAGGUCUCGAUAUACCUGCUGUCGACUGGAUUAUCCAGUUUGAUCCUCCCGAUGAUCCAAGAGACUACAUUCACAGAGUAGGCAGAACCGCCAGAGGCUCGAAGGGUAAGGGUAAGUCAUUGAUGUUUUUAACUCCCAAUGAACUUGGAUUCCUGCGUUAUUUGAAAGCCGCUAAAGUUCCUUUAAAUGAGUUUGAGUUUCCAGUCAGCAAGAUCGCCAACGUGCAAUCCCAACUCGAAAAAUUGAUUAGAUCUAAUUACCAUCUCCAUCAGAUUGCCAAAGAUGGUUACAGGUCAUAUUUACAAGCAUACGCAUCUCACGCUUUGAAAACUGUAUAUCAAAUUGACAAGUUGGAUUUGACUAAGGUUGCCAAGUCAUACGGUUUCCCAGUUCCUCCAAAGGUCAAUAUCACCAUCGGCGCCUCUGGUAAGACACCGGAUCCUAAGAAGCGGAAAUUUAGAAACUGA